AUGACUAAAAGAUGUAUGGAUGCAAUGUCUUUAAUUCAUAAAUAUAGUAAACCUGAUGUGCUUUUGACAAUGACAUGUAAUUCAAAUUGGUCUGAAAUAAAAUAUGAAUUGAAACACAGAGACGAAAUACAGGAUAGACUAGAUUUGUUAGUACGAAUAUUUCGUGCCAAGUUUGAGAAACUGAAAACAGAUUUGGUUAAGAGAAAGUUGUUGGGUCAUAUUGUUGCAUAUAAUUUUGUGUGUAAAAAUAAGUAUCCGAGAGAUUACGUUGAAGAUACUUCUUUGAGUUAUGAUUACUACCCACUAUACAAGCGUCCCAAUGAUAGUGAAAGUGUUAAAGUAAGAGCGUGUAUGUUGGAUAAUAGACGGAUUGUACCAUAUAAUCCUUACAUUUUAAUUAAAUAUGAUUGUCAAAUUAAUGUGGAGAUAUGUUCUUCUGUUGAGGAUGUUAAAUAUCUAUACAAGAAUGUAUAUAAGGGACAUGAUCGCAUUUAUUUUACUUUAAAUAAAGAAACGAAUGAACAAUUCAUUGAUGAGAUUUCAAACUACCAAACAGCUAGGUGGAUAUCUCCACCUGAAGCUAUAUGGAAAAUAUUUCUUUACAAUUACAUACUAAAGAUGCUCAAACAAUUACAUACAAUGACACAGAUAAUUUAUCAAAUGUUAUAA
Olea europaea var. sylvestris is the source of this 669-nucleotide messenger RNA. RefSeq lists its product as uncharacterized. The record is from RefSeq and is a predicted model, not a curated record. The coding region runs from base 1 to 669 and encodes 222 amino acids. NCBI's taxonomy places the organism in Eukaryota, Viridiplantae, Streptophyta, Magnoliopsida, Lamiales, Oleaceae. The transcript is spliced from 2 exons.